CUAAUUACAUCUGCAGUUACAACUCUGACAAUUACAACAAUUCAGCCCAGCACUGCAGCAACUACAGACUUCAUCAUAUAUACUGCACCUCCUCCCACGAAUCCAACAGCAGGAUAUUCAUGUACAUGCAAAUAUCUCAACCAAAAUUUUUCUUCUGGUUCCUACAUGUAUAAUCAGACCGAUGGGGCCGGCUGGUGUUUCACAUCAUUCUGCAAUCAAAGUUGCAUUGUCGAAAAACAAGCAAUACCUUGUCAUACUACUUCACCACCAACCAUAUUUACCACCAAGCCCAUAACACAUUGUCAAAAUGUCAAUCCACCAAGAAAGGAUGGUGAGUCUUGGCAGACUGAUAAAUGCACCAUUGAAACUUGCCACAGUGGCAACAUCACCACAGUACCAGUGAAAUGUGCAGCAGUGUCAGAACCUGUGUGUGAAAAUAAGUUUCCAGCUAUUAAAGUCUAUGAUGACACUGGUUGCUGUUUUCAUUAUGAGUGUCAAUGUAUCUGCUAUGGAUGGGGGGAUCCACACUACGUGACUUUUGAUGGAACAUAUUAUAGUUUUCAGGAAAACUGCACCUAUGUAUUGGUUAAAGAGAUAACUCCAACAUACCACAACUUCACAGUAAUAAUUGAAAAUGUGAGCUGUGGUCCUUCUGGAACCAUAUCUUGCCCACAGUCUUUGAUUGUGUAUUACAAGUCCUAUACAAUUAUUCUUACACAGAAGAGGUCUAUCAUCACAACAAAUAUGGUGUACAUAAAUGGCAUGCAGAUCUACCCAACCUUUUCUAAUCAUGACCUCAUCAUAACCAGUACUGGAAUUGAGUUGCUUUUGAGAAUCCCGGAAAUUAAGGCGGAGGUUGUUUUCAAAGGACUUAUUUUCAGCGUCUCCUUGCCAUAUUCCCUUUUCCACCACAACACAGAGGGCCAGUGUGGUCCUUGUGACAAUAACAAAACAAACGACUGUAGAUCAGGAAACGGGGAGGUCAGUUCAUCAUGUCCUCGGAUGGCACACACGUGGCAAAUUCCAGGGAAGCCUUGCAACUCAACUUUUACUGAUAGUCCAACUCCUCCAACAUGCAAUUACACUGAACUCUGUGAAGUCAUACUGAGCAAGAUAUUUGAUGAAUGUCAUGAAGUAAUCCCAAGAGAGGCAUUUUAUGAGGCCUGCAAAUUUGAUGUCUGCCAAAAAACCAAUGUUGGCUGCUCCAGUGUGGAGGCGUAUGCCUUGAUGUGUGCCAGGGCUGCAGUUUGUGUUGACUGGCGGAAUUCAACAAAUGGAGAAUGUGAAUACAAAUGCCCUGCCACCAAAGUCUAUAAAUCAUGUGGCCCAGUUGUACAACCAACUUGCAAUGCAAAAUAUAAUGACAAGUAUGUGAAGCCAAGUUCGGCUGAGAAAUGUGAAAAAAAUGGAACAUGUGACACAUAUAUGGAGGGAUGCUUCUGCACAGACGGGAACAUUUUGUUCAAUUCUUACUCUGACAUCUGUGUCAGCUCUUGUGACUGCACUGGGCCUGAAGGCCAACCAAAACAGCGUGGAGAAACUUGGCAGAGUAACUGCCAAGACUGUAUUUGUGACACAGACACAAAGAGUGUUCAGUGUAAGCCUGUGGAAUGUCAGUCCCCAAAAAACAUAAGCUGUGACCAAGAGGGUGAGGUGUUGGUAAAUCACACCAUAAACUGCUGUCUCCAAACCAAAUGUGAGUGUGAUGUGAAAUACUGCUUAAAAAUAAUACCACAGUGCGCUGCAGGGUUUAAGCUAAACAUUAAAGUGGAACACUGCUGCCCAUCCUAUACUUGUGAGCCAAAAGAUGUCUGUGUCUUUAAUAAUACCGAGUACCAGCCAGAUGUUCAAGUUCCUAAAGACAGAUGUGAAACGUGCCACUGUGGCCCUAAACUGGAUCCUCAGACAAUGUUACAUGUCAUUGAGUGUGCACCGAAGAUCUGUAACACCCAAUGCCACCAGGGUUAUGAGUAUGAUGUUCCGCCCGGUCAAUGUUGUGGAGAGUGUAAACAGAGGAGUUGUGUGGUAGCCCUUCAAGAUAACACAACUCACAUCAUUGAGAAUGGAAAUGUUUGGUCACCUCCUGAUAAAAAGUGUGUUGAGUAUAAAUGCACAAAUGACAGCAACCAGUUCAUGAUCGUGAAAUCAAAAACAGAAUGCCCACCCUUCUAUCCUGAACUCUGUGUCCCAGGAACAGAAACAACUUAUCAAGAUGGCUGUUGCCAAACAUGUAACAUACAUGAAUGCAAAGUCAAAAGAAACACCACAUACCUGGAAUUUGGAAACUGCAGGUCAACAGGCCCUGUGGAAGUCACAGAAUGUGCAGGAUCCUGUGGAACAUUUUCAAAGUACUCAGCAGAGAAAAAUAGAUUGAUGCAUUCAUGUUCCUGCUGCCAAGAAAUGUCGAGUAGCAAGAAGGAGGUGGAGAUGAUCUGCACAGAUGGAAAUAAAUUAACAGGCUCUUACAUUUAUAUCAACACUUGUGGAUGCCAUGUCACAGAAUGUGACAAAAACACUUAAGAUUGCAUUGUCCAUCUGAUUUUUAAACGACAAUAUUGACCGUUUUAGUUAAUAGUUUAGUUAAUCUACUGGGCACUAAGGGGUUUCAUCUUUGACAUAUAUGACUAUAGCCUACUUUCCCUAUUCUUAUAAACAAUGUACUGUUUCAACCUGUGGUGGCUGUUCUUUCGUAGUGUAUUAAAGCAGAAACUGAGCAUA
Messenger RNA from Osmerus eperlanus (European smelt), 2718 nucleotides. Its product is annotated as intestinal mucin-like protein. Gene Ontology annotation, cellular component: extracellular matrix. The record is from RefSeq and is a predicted model, not a curated record. The transcript is spliced from 19 exons. NCBI's taxonomy places the organism in Eukaryota, Metazoa, Chordata, Actinopteri, Osmeriformes, Osmeridae. Gene Ontology annotation, molecular function: protein binding. Bases 166 to 2520 code for a protein of 784 amino acids.